AUGGUAGGUUUCGCUAGGUACUAUACUUCGAACCCUGAUUUAGUCAAGAGAUUAUAUGAAGGUUGGGAUUUAACCCCGUAUGACAGACUCUCUUUCUACGGUUCAAGUAACUGGGGUUAUAACACAUUCAAUCAUUAUAAUGGAAAAUUCCAGUUUACGAAGGAUAUUGAAAGUAAUAAAUUGCCUAAAGCUAUUGAAGAGAUAGAAGUUAAAUAG
Molecule: messenger RNA, 216 nt
Organism: Debaryomyces tyrocola
Lineage: Eukaryota; Fungi; Ascomycota; Pichiomycetes; Serinales; Debaryomycetaceae
Source: the annotation of a GenBank genome assembly